CGGAAGAAAAGUUCCGAUUCUUCUUCUUCUUCUUCAGGAACACUGGAAAAGACUCCGGAACUGAAAUGGAUCCGACCCGAACGAACCGCUUCAAUCUGAUUCUCACUCUCUGCAAACCAACUCACCACCCUCUCCUCCACCUCCGCCUGCUCUUCCUCUUCGUCCCCACCUGAAAAUCCUCCGAAGAUACUUCGUUUUUUGAAAUCCUUAAUUUCUUCUUCUCUUUGGAAUCUUAAUUUUCUGCUAGAAUUCAAAUGUCGUCUGGAUCAACAAAGAACAUUCUUAGUUUUACUGAAGAUCUCCUCAUCCGGGUCUAUGAGAAACUCUCUUCUGGGUCGGAUCGAAAGUCGUGGAGGCUUGUGUGCAGAGAGUUUCUCCGGGUCGACUUGGUUACCCAGAAUCAUCUGCGAGUUCUCCGGGUGGAGUUUUUGCCGGGUCUACUUAGGAAAUACACGAGACUCCAAAGUCUGGACUUUUCGGUUUGCCCCCGCAUAGAUGACGGGACUGUUUCAAUGCUUUUGCCUCGACAUGGGUCGGGCUCGGAAUCGGACUCACUGAGUUGGGGUAGUUGGGCUCGGGGGUUGAAGUGUUUGGUGCUCAGUAGAGCCACUGGAUUGGGGUUCUUUGGUUUGGAAGCUCUGGUGCAUGUGUGCCCUUUGCUAGAAAUUGUGGACGUGUCGUACUGUUGCGGGUUCGGAGAUAGGGAGGCGGCCGCUCUGUCGCAUGCGGCGGGGUUAAGGGUUUUGAAGAUGGAUAAGUGCUUGAAUUUGAGCGACGUGGGGUUGGCAAAGAUCGCCGUGAGGUGCGGAAGGCUGGAGUGCCUCAGCUUGAAGUGGUGCAUGGAGAUAACGGAUCUUGGCAUCGGUCUUCUGUGCAAGAAACGUGUCGAUUUGAAGUCCCUUGACAUUUCCUACCUCAAGGUGAGAAAUGAGUCUCUUCAUUCUAUUGCUUCUAUGAAGAAGCUUGAGGUUUUGGCUAUGGUGGGGUGUCCUGUAGUUGAUGAUUUUGGGUUGCAGUUUCUUGAGAAUGGAUGCCCUAUGCUGCAGGGAAUGGAUGUAUCAAGGUGUGAAUGUGUUAGUUCGUCUGGUUUAAUCUCUGUAAUUAAAGGGCACAGUGGUCUUCGAGAGCUUAAUGCAAGUUAUAGUUUUCCAGAGCUGUGUACAACUUUUCUUCACUGCUUAAAGGGUUUAAAACAUCUUGAAUUGAUUAGAAUUGAUGGGUCUAGAAUUUCUGAGACUAGCUUCUCAGUAAUUAGCGCCCACUGCAAGUCGUUGUUAGAAAUUGGGUUGAGCAAAUGUGUUGGGGUGAACAAUAUGGGCAUCAUGCAACUUGUAUCUGGAUGUGUAAACUUGAGAAUCCUCAAUCUCACAUGCUGCCACUCCAUUACUGAUGCUGCAAUUUCUGCUAUAGCUGACUCAUGCAGAAACCUCAUCUGCCUGAAGUUGGAGUCUUGUGACAUGAUUACUGAAAAGAGUCUUUAUCAGCUCAGUUCCUUCUGCUUACUACUAGAGGAAAUUGAUCUUACUGAUUGUCAUGGUGUAAAUGACAAAGGGCUCAAAUAUUUGUCUAGUUGUUCAGGACUACAAUGCUUGAAAUUAGGACUUUGCAUGAACAUAUCAGACAAAGGACUGUUUAACAUUGGUUCCAACUGUCCAAAGAUUCAUGAGCUGGAUCUAUACCGCUGUACAGGUAUUGGUGACGAGAGUUUAGCUGCCAUAUCUAAAGGUUGCAAGAAUUUGAUGAAGCUGAAUUUGUCCUACUGCAGUGGAAUAACUGACAGAGGGUUGGAGUAUGUUGGCCAUAUGCAUGAGCUUUCCGACCUGGAGAUGCGAGGGCUAGAGAAAGUCACAGGUGCUGGUUUGGCAGCAGUUGCAGCUGGGUGUAAGAGACUAUCUGACUUGGAUUUGAAACAUUGUGACAAAGUUGAUGACUCAAGCUUUUGGGCUCUUGCUUGUCAUGCAAAGAACAUUCGACAGAUAAAUUUGAGUUAUUGUGCAAUCUCAGACAUGGCAUUGUGCAUGGUGAUGGCGAAUUUGACGCACCUCCAAGAUGCAAAGUUGGUGCACCUCAACAAUGUUUCAGUUGAAGGGUUUGAACUUGCCCUUAGGGCCUGCUUUGUCCAGAUAAAAAAGGUUAAGUUAUUUGCUCCUCUAAGCUACUUGCUUUCUUCAGAAAUACUUGAAAACCUGCAUGCCAAAGGCUGCAAGAUCAGAUGGGAUUAAAUAGCAUUUUAUCUUGAACUUUCUUAGGAAGGUCACGAAUGAACUUGUCAUGCACACGAGUUAAGAAUCACUCGUGUUUUUCUGAUUCCCACGGAGGGAGACGCUUAAUAUAUUUGUGAGGGCUCUAGAUAUACUUUAUUCAUUUAGACUUGAAUGAAGGGCAAUUGUCAUUCUUAGUUAAAUACCCACGAAAGGAAUCCAAACCCGGCUUGUUUCAUAGAGCAGAGUCUGUAGAAUGCAAAUGAAUGUGAACUGUGUGUUAAUUUCUACAGCGUAAAAGAAGCUGAAAAAUAUCAAAGAAUAUUGCACUUUUCACCCAAAGGAAGGCACUACUCGGAACUUUUCCUGGGAAUAAAGCGUGACAGAAUGG
Molecule: messenger RNA, 2592 nt
Organism: Rubroshorea leprosula
Lineage: Eukaryota; Viridiplantae; Streptophyta; Magnoliopsida; Malvales; Dipterocarpaceae
Source: the annotation of a GenBank genome assembly